This is a messenger RNA of Aureobasidium melanogenum CBS 110374, 957 nucleotides long. Its product is annotated as dienelactone hydrolase family protein. The transcript has 3 exons. The record is from RefSeq and is a predicted model, not a curated record. Gene Ontology annotation, molecular function: hydrolase activity. NCBI's taxonomy places the organism in Eukaryota, Fungi, Ascomycota, Dothideomycetes, Dothideales, Saccotheciaceae. The coding region runs from base 1 to 957 and encodes 318 amino acids.
AUGGCAGACGACGAAAUAGCAACCAGAGCUCCCGAAAGCGAUUUGGCCGAGCAGAGUGCCAUUCCAGGCGACUCGGCCGUCGACCAAGGCCCAAAACCAACCUCCACCUCCCAAACCCCGACCGGUGAAAUCACCAAAUUCAAUGACAUCGAAUGCUACAUCACAAAACCCGCCGACUACCCCCACGCCCCCUGCAAACUCCUCCUUUUCUUGACGGGUGGUACUGGCAUACACGCCCCAGCCAACAAACUCCAAGCCGACGCCUAUGCCGAACAAGGAUACCUCGUCAUCAUGCCCGACCAAUUCAACAACGAUCCAGCACCCAACUCUGUCUUUUCUGCCGGCGACGACAAGACCAGUUUCCUCGAGCAGUUGAAAUUGAGAGCUGCUGAGGUUGCAAAGAGCUUUAGAUUGGAUAUGUGGUUGGCAAGACAUACACCUAGCUCUGUCUUGCCGAGACUGAACAAGGUUUUGACUGCUGUCAAGGAUGAGUUCGCCGAUGCUGUACAAGCUGGUGGCGGUGUGUAUUGCGUUGGUGUCAGUGUCGGUGGCAGAUUUGCGCUCUUGCUGGCUAGCGAGCUGGGAGCUGAUGUGCUGGAGGGUCAGACGGAGGUCAGUGAAGAGGCAGCUGGCAAGGCCGAGGAGGGCAUGAUCAGAAAAGGUCCUGCUGUCAAGGCUGCUGUCAUUCUUCAUGGCGCAACCAUUGAGCGUGAAGACUUCCAUGGUGUCAAGAAUCCUAUUGCUCUUUUGACUGUGGACGAGGAUCCUCUAUUUAGCGACGAGGUGCGCGAGGCUGGCCUCAAGACUUUGAAGGAGAAGGGCGUUGAGGUCCAAGAAUGGACUUAUCCUGGAGUACCACACGGCUUUGCAGUUGUUGGCGAGUACCAAGAUGAAGCCAUCAAGCAAGCUCAGAAGCAAUCCUUCGAAGUUGUCCUCGAAUGGCUGAAGGUCCACUGA